AUGAUGGCAGCACGGUUUCAACUGGUGCUGCUGCUGCUGGUAGGACUCUUGCACCCGCUCGAACUGCACGCGUUGGCGUCCGCCAUUGCACGGAUGUCGUGUGACUGUCCGCGCGGUGUCGAUAGUUUCCUGCGCGCCAACAACCUUUCCUUCCCGAUGCUGCCGAUGGUGCCGAUGGCGCGCAACCGAACUGGGGACGAGUUGUACGUUGGCUUCCUGGCAGGCUACGUCCAUUCCAAGGUCGUCCUAGGUGCGCUGCUACUAGCGAUCGAAACGAUAAACAACGAUUCCACGCUACUUCCCGGCAAAAAGCUGCGACUCCGGGCAGUCGACAUAGGAACCCAAAAGUCCCUCAAAGCGUUCCCCAUUCAGAAAAUGACCGAAAUGCGCGACAGUGGCAUAGUGGUGUUUAUUGGACCGGAUGAAACCUGCACCUCGGAGGCACUGGUUGCAUCAGCCUGGAACCUGCCAAUGAUAUCCUAUAAAUGUGCCGACAUUGCCGUGUCCGAUAAGACGGUGUACAGCAGCUUUGCCCGUACGCUACCACCCGCAACGAAGGUGUCGAAAAGUGUGGCAGCACUACUGCUGGCCAACAAUUGGCAUUGCUUCAGCAUCGUGGCCAGUAAACAUCCGGCCUGGAGUAUGGAGAUUGCUCACGCAAUUGAGCUUCAAGCAGAAUUAAAUAAUCUCACUGUGAACCACUUCCGCUUCUAUUCGGAUUACAUUCCAUCGAAAAUUUAUGAACUUCAAGAAAUAGUCGAUAACACUUAUCGAAACACAAGAGUGUACGUUUUCGUGGGCGAUCACAUCGAAAUGGUGGACUUUGUACGGUGUCUUCAGAAUCGAAAGCUUCUCAGCACGGGCGAUUACAUUGUAAUAUCGAUCGAUGACGAGAUCUACGAUCCGAACAUGAAGCGUAACAUCUACCAGGAGUACUCCGAUUUCUACCAGAAGUACUUCGGCAAUUCGAAGGAUAAGCAUCAGAACCGCAAGCGGUACAAUUACAAGGAUCAGGAGCGUUUGCAGGAAGCAUUCCAGUCGGUGCUGCGAAUAUCGCCUCUAUUUCCAAUGAACCCAAGGUAUCGCAAACUUUGCCAUCAGUUUAAGCUGUACUCGCGCAAGGAACCGUUUCGUGUGCCGCUACCAUCGAAUCGGAACAUAUUCGACGAAAUACAGGUUCCUAUCUAUGGUGCGUAUUUGUACGAUGCACUCAUCAUCUACGCCCGUGCAGCAACCGAAGUCAUCCGUGACGGUGGCGAUAUCGCCGAUGGAAGAUUAAUUAUGCGCCAUAUAUUUAACCGUUCGUACCACUCGAUACAAGGAUUUGAUGUAUACAUCGAUGGAAACGGGGACGCGGAGGGCAACUUUUCGGUCAUCGCGUUACAGAAGGACGACAAGGUGAACAACUCGCUACAGAUGUCAAUGCAACCGGUGGCACUGUUUGUGUACGGUGCGCGAAACGCUACCACCGGCACGACACUGCCCGAGUUCCGCUAUCUCAACCCGAACCGGCCAAUUAUGUGGCUCAAGGGACGCCCACCAUUGGCAGAACCCGUGUGUGGCUUCUACAAUGAAAAGUGUCGACCAAAGGCGAAGGAUUGGCGAUACAUUACCGGCGCCGUCGUAGUGAUUCUGUUCAUGGCCAUCUUUACCAUUAUCCUGUUCAAACAUUAUCGCUACGAACAGACGCUGGCGUGUUUGCUCUGGAAGGUGGACAUGAAGGAUGUGAUUCUGAUAACUUCGCCCGACGCACUGUACAACAACGAGCUGCGGAAGAAUCUUGUAUGCCAGCAAAGCAUCAUGGUUAACAACGCCGCAGAUGCCAACAAACGAGCAUACACGACAAUUGGUCUUUACCGUGGCAACAUCGUUGCAAUCAAAUACCUACACAAGCGAUCGGUCGACAUCACGCGCAACAUUCGCAAGGAGCUAAAGCAAAUGCGUGAAAUACGUCACGAAAACCUGAUCACGUUCGUCGGUGCAUCGAUCGACCACGGGACGGUGAGCAUCCUGACAUCCUACUGCGCCCGUGGCAGCCUAGUCGAUGUGCUUUCGAACGAAGAUCUCAAGCUAGAUCACAUGUUCGUCUCAUCGUUGGUGAGUGACAUUGUCAAGGGACUAAUCUACCUGCACGAUAGCGACGUUGGAUCGCACGGCAACUUACGGUCCAGCAAGAUACUGAUCGAUUCACGCUGGGUAGCACAGAUAGCGGACUUUGGGCUGCACGAGUUUAAAUCUUGCCAGGAAGAGCCAAGCAAGUUUGAAAAAGAAUUACGCCGAAGUUUGUGGAAAGCACCGGAAAUUCUGCGCGAUCCAAACUCUGCACCGCGAGGUACGCAAAAGGGCGACGUGUACUCGUUUGGCAUUGUACUUUACGAAAUAAUAGGCAGGAAAGGCCCGUGGGGUGAUGUCAAUAUGAGUUGGCAAGAUAUUGUGGCGCGCGUUAUGUCUCCAGAAGAGUAUGGAAUAUUUCGUCCAUCAUUGCGUGGUAUUGAUGCUCCGGAGUACGUCAUGCAACUGCUGCAUUCCUGCUGGGAGGAAGAUCCAGAAGACCGGCCAGAUAUACGUUUGGUACGGGUGAAGUUGAAACCUAUGCAAGCCGGACUCAAACCAAACAUUUUUGAUAAUAUGCUUGCGAUCAUGGAAAAGUAUGCCUACAACCUGGAAGGGAUAGUUCAGGAACGCACCAACCAACUCUCGGAGGAGAAGAAAAAGACCGAAUCGCUACUACUAAGGAUGCUACCGAAAAGCGUCGCAGAAUCGCUAAAGCGCGGCGAACGGGUAGAGGCCGAAUGUUUCGAUUGUGUGACAAUUUUCUUCAGCGAUCUCGUAGGCUUCACGGAACUCUGUGCCCAAAGUACACCGUUCGAGGUGGUAGAAAUGCUGAACGAUCUGUACACCUGUUGCGACUUUAUCAUCUCCAGCUAUGACGUGUACAAGGUGGAAACGAUCGGUGACGCGUACAUGGUCGUUUCCGGGCUUCCGUUACGAAAUGGCGAUCGACAUGCGGGUGAGAUCGCCUCGAUGGCACUGCAUCUGUUGACUUCCCUUUCGAAUCUCGAGAUACGCCACCGGCCGGGUGAAUUUAUUCAAAUGCGUAUCGGCAUCCAUUCUGGACAGUGUGUGGCCGGUGUCGUGGGACUGAAAAUGCCACGCUAUUGCCUGUUUGGUGAUACCGUCAAUACGGCCUCACGCAUGGAAAGUAAUGGGGAAGCAUUGAAGAUUCACAUCUCGUCGGUAACGUACGGAUUGUUGAAGAAGCUCGGUGGGUACAAAUGUGAAGAACGCGGGAUCAUCAAGGUAAAGGGAAAAGGCGAAAUGCGAACGUACUGGCUGAACGGGGAGGACGAUCAGAAGCGAAUGGAUCGAUUCGGUUCGAACGAUGCUGUUGGAAGUUUGACCAUACCGGAUCUUCUCUGCACUCCGGAUCAAUCGCAGACCAAUCUCAGCCGUCCAUCGCUACGGCGGAUGCUCUCCGAUACGGUUCCAGUGCUACAUGCGGCUCAUCAGCACAGUACCAGCGACCAGCAAAUACCAUCGGUGAGCUUUCUUACCCACAACGGGCCGAAUCUGGGCUGCUACAUCUGCCACAAACGAAAGCUUCACGUGGGGAACACACCAAUGGCGGACAGUACGCAACGUCUCUCCAUCAUCCAUGGAAGCUACGGUGUGGACGAAGCUAUAUGUACGUGCCGUCAGCGUAACUGCCUGCUAGAGUACUACAACGAUAAUUUGAUGACGGUGAGGACUAUUCGAGAGCCACGAUCUGCCCCACAGAUCACGUUCAUGCAGUGA
Messenger RNA from Anopheles maculipalpis, 3795 nucleotides. It is a transcript of the gene Gyc32E, whose product is annotated as guanylate cyclase 32E. The record is from RefSeq and is a predicted model, not a curated record. Gene Ontology annotation, biological process: receptor guanylyl cyclase signaling pathway; intracellular signal transduction; cGMP biosynthetic process. Gene Ontology annotation, molecular function: protein kinase activity; ATP binding; peptide receptor activity. The coding region runs from base 1 to 3795 and encodes 1264 amino acids. NCBI's taxonomy places the organism in Eukaryota, Metazoa, Arthropoda, Insecta, Diptera, Culicidae. The transcript is spliced from 17 exons.